This is a messenger RNA of Phaeodactylum tricornutum CCAP 1055/1, 2962 nucleotides long. RefSeq lists its product with no specific name. The coding region runs from base 1 to 2532 and encodes 843 amino acids. The record is from RefSeq and is a predicted model, not a curated record. NCBI's taxonomy places the organism in Eukaryota, Bacillariophyta, Bacillariophyceae, Surirellales, Neidiaceae. The transcript has 6 exons.
AUGGCGACAAUUCAUGUUUUCGCUCCUCCAUCCGGGCAUCAGCUCUCUGAUCCGGCGGAAUCCCUAAUAUGUACCUUUGACACCAAAAAGAUUUCCACGUCCCCGAAUUCCACGUUUUCGUCUCAUAAUUUUCUUUUUCCGGUAACGCUUUUGUCUGGCACGGAAAAAAAGAUAUAUUUUCACUCCAACAUUCUCAUGAAGAUUUCCGCUUCCGCCUUCCUGGCGGCGACCAUGGCCUGGGGCGCACAGGCUCAGUGUACCGAUAUGAUGGAGAUGGACAUUGGAGCCAACACUCGUUUGGCUUUCAGUGGGUUCAUUCCCACCGUCACUCGUGUAAGCGACUCUACCCAAGGUAAUAAGGUAGUCUUCAAGAGUUACGGGCGUGCUCCACUUGUGGAAGAGCAGGAUGGUGUUCUCACCGUCACGGCUGGAGAACUCUGUGGUGACUCUGGUAGUGGUGGUGACCCUGCGGUUCCCGCCCCCGCCCCAACCGACGCCGAAGGUUCCGCCGCGUCUUACAUGACCUCGACGCUUGGAUUUGCUUUGCCCGUCAUGUUCGGUAUGGGAGCCGGCCUACCCGCCACCACCGUGGCGGCGGCUUCCGCUCUGGGUGGAUUCUUGGCUAACGCCCCCACCGCAACUGCUCAGGAUACUACGGCCGAGUGUGAACUGGUUCCCAUUGAAGUCGAAAUCUACACUGACGCCACAUCCGACGAAAUCGUCAUGCGUGAAUCUCAGUCCGGAGAUUUUGAAACUUGCCCUCCCGAGUCCCUCUACUGGAAGCAUCAUCCCAGUGUUUACGGGGGCUACGAAGGUUGUGUCGGAGAAAAGGGAUACUUCCCAUGUGCCCAAGACUCUCAGGGUAUGUUGGAUGAAGAAGGUGCCUUGGCCGCCCAGUACCCCUUGGCUUGGGACGGAACUUCCUGUGUUGAAACAGGUUUUUCUACCGAAAACCGUACCUAUUGGAUUCUUUGGGGAGAUCCGUUGGACAAAUUUGAACUCAACAAGCGAACCGGACUGAAUCCCGUCGUUUCCUUCCCCUUCAACCGCGGACCGUAUCCAGCAUACGACGUCGGCGUGGACGUCGAAGAUGCAUUUGAUGACAGUGCUGAUGCUCGCGCCAUGGCUAAAGACUUCUUGGCCUACUUGGGUGCUUUUACAGAGGGCGAACUGGUGGACUAUGAUACUACCAUGACAGAAGGGGCCGAAUCUGGAAUGGUCGGUCUUUGGGCUGCCAAGGCGCUCGAGAUUGCUCGCACCACUUGUACUCGUGAUAUUUACGUUCUGCAGGAAGUCCCUGCCUACUCAUACGCUCCCAGCGACUCAGCAGCCAUUGCCAACCAGUUCUCUGACACGUUCUACAACGGCGAAGAGUGUGCUUGCUUCAACGCAAACGCGACUACUUGCAAUGACAAAACCAUCACUAUUACUGUUCGUGGCUGGCUUCCGUUGACUCCAUUCCCCGAGGAGAUGGGAGCGGACGGCGUUAUGUACCCUGCAAACUCCGACUCCCCCAACUCGCCCUGGUUCGAAAGCAUGGUUUGGCCCGAAAACCCAACUGGGAAAUUGAAGACCCCUCAGAUUGCCGACUCCAACCGCCGUGUUUGUGACGGUGUCUACGUCUGGCCAAUGUAUUUUGGAAUGACUGGAUAUGAAGUACCCACGGGAGACCGUCCAGACUGUGCGUCGUGGUCUUUCUCGAUCACUAAGGGAUACUCUGCCAGCGUCCGCGCUGGGUUUGUCGUAUAUAAGGAAGAGCCAGUGACAAGCCAUGAUGCCGUUGUGAACGCUUUUGAAUCCUUGCACAGCAUGACCAAUGGUCUCUAUUCUGAAUGGAGCUGGUACGGCCAGAUGCAACUCUGGGAGAUGAUUAUGUCCCGACCCAUCUCCGACCCCACGUCCUGGGUUGGAGCUUACACUGAAAUCAUGGACGAAAAGUGGAACGCAGUUAUUUCAGGGUUCGAGAAUUGCCCGGUCCUUGACGUCACCAACGCGAAAGCUGGCGCUUACGCCUGGUUACAGUACAAAGCUCCCUAUCUCGGCAUUCAGGAAGGGUUCGUUUCGUCCUUCUUUCGCGAUGUUCUUGGUAUUCGUACCACUACCUACAACUUUGGAUUCCGUGGAGCUGGUGCGGAAAACAUUGUCUCUUUCUAUGGAUCUGGGUAUACGGAGGCCGAUUUUACUCGCCUUCAGCUCUACCGUGACAUUACAGUCUACGAAGAAAUGGCUCGUCGCGCCAAAAUUGUCUGCGCCGAUCUUGAUGCUUCCGUUGGUAGCUUCGUCUCCAUUAACCAGUGGGUCGCGUCGGCCCAGACGGUGAGCCGUCGCCUGGAAGCCGGAUAUGCCGAUAUGGAUGAUCGCAAGCGUCAUCUCAAGGAGGUCGUACCCGACCUCACCGACCGUCAACUCGAGCAUUUGGCGAGCAGCCACGAACACGGUGAUGAGUUGGACCGCCGUAUCUCCACCUGCGCUCCCGACUUCUCAAUGAACUGUCUCUUCAAAACAGUUGGAACUCGAUUCAAUGAUUUCUGAAGUCUUUUCUCUUGAGUGUUGCCUUGUCUUUAGUUUGCGGUGUUCCGUGUUCGACCAGGUUGUCACCAACUGUAAGUAAAUGUAAGGUUCUUACUUAAAUGAGUAGGUCAAUCCAUACAUUAUUUCUUGGUCGGGCACUUGUAUGUGGUGGAACUUCCAUAGGCUGAGGCAUUUCUGUUCAGAUCAGUAAAUUAGGAGCCAGGAGUGGACGUUUGCUUCCUGGAUUGCAGACCCUGCAUUUGAACAAAUUUGGAUAUUUUUGACUGUGAAUUCGCUAUGGAAGGAUACUUUACUUUUGGUAAAGAUUGGGAAUUUGGACCAAGGUUUCGGGAGUUCCCGACAAGCUCAAGUAAUGCUCAGGUCCAUGGCCAUUGCAGUGUCCCAUAAAAGUGUCCGGCAUGAAUGUACCAGUUUGACCCCGUCGAAUCGU